Strongylocentrotus purpuratus (purple sea urchin) is the source of this 1985-nucleotide messenger RNA. RefSeq names its product tyramine receptor 1. Gene Ontology annotation, biological process: G protein-coupled receptor signaling pathway. The record is from RefSeq and is a predicted model, not a curated record. Gene Ontology annotation, cellular component: membrane. NCBI's taxonomy places the organism in Eukaryota, Metazoa, Echinodermata, Echinoidea, Camarodonta, Strongylocentrotidae. The transcript is spliced from 4 exons. Gene Ontology annotation, molecular function: G protein-coupled receptor activity; peptide binding. The coding region runs from base 58 to 1575 and encodes 505 amino acids.
AUUUCAACUGUAUCCAGAUAAUUAUGUGGUUAUAGGGAAGAAGCAUUGCAUAUUACGAUGGAACAAGAUCAAUUCAGUAUGACUUCAACGCCUCUGCUCCACGGUAACCGGACUCACUUUGAAGAUGGGAAUGGUGUCCGUUCUCAUCAAGACAACUGGCUACUACUUUGCGAGAGUGUAAGUCUUGGGAUAAUCAUCAUCACAUCUUUGGUCGCCAAUACGGUUGCUAUAGGAACCAUUCUACGCCUGCGCAGUCUGAGAAACGUUCCUCACCAUCUGCUCGUCUUGAAUCUCAGUGUUGCCGACUUGGGGAUCACACUAACCAGCAUGCCUUUCGCCCUAUAUUCCAUCUUCGACGAUGGGUUACUUUUGCAGAACAAUCCAAUUCUUUGCAAGGUCAACGGUUUCUUCGCAACGCUGUUCACCCUAGCAAACUUCCCGACAGUCCUAGCCAUAGCCAUCGACCGAUUCCUGAUAGUAGUCUACUCAAGCCGUUUCCCUCCGAACCGUUUUCGCAUCUUCAUCAUGAUCGCCUUCUCCUGGAGUUCUGCUUUCCUCAUGGCGUUCAUGCCCGCUGUCGACGUCCUUUCUGAGUAUUCCUACUCGCUCAACACAUGGCACUGCUCUCCACGAUGGGAUCACAAUAUUUUCCGCAUCGUCUGCGCGAUAUCGAUCUUCGGGUUAGCGAUACCGAUGGUUGCCGUCUGCUACGCGGCGAUUGUGUACUUCAUCUGGACCAAACAGAAGCUUCUGAGGUCUUACAGCAAAAGGGAAUACUCGGCCUACAAGGAUCGCAGAAGGAUGUCACGCAGCAAAAGACAGUCCAUGCCUAGCGGCUAUAAUUCGGCGAUGGUCUCGCAGCAGCUGCCGACAUCACCCACGGAUCAAUCUGCCGCUGAUGAUCAGAAGUUCCAAUCGGGAAGCCAACCGGGUUGCCAGCCAGGCUGCCAAACUCUAGACCAAUCACAUGGUCAGAUACAGCUCAACAAGCAGAACAAGAUAAACCUGAGUCAAGACAAAAGGCAGGAACCUCACCAGCAACAGCCAAACGCUCAAGGAGAUGCCAUAGAUAACAAGGUAUCGCUAGAGUCAGAGAAAAUGGAAAUAAUAUACAAUCUGGAACAGAAAUCUUACUGCAAUAAGGCCGGCAGCAUAGAUACGUUGGCAACGACAGCGAUAGCGAACAAGUCCCGUACGCAGUCCGCCGUACCCGAACCAAGCUGGGAGGACUCCGACUUCGUUGGUCAGGAUCGUGAUCAGAAUAGACAGCGAGAAGUGAGACAGAGUCAACUCUCUAUAGACAAGAGGGUAGCCAUUAUGGGCGCCCUCCUCGUCCUCACCACGCUCAUCUGCUGGAUGCCCUACCUGCUUGUCCAUUCCAACUACAUCCGGGUCGGCGAGGGUCAUUGGUUUGGGGUCUUCACCAUGUUGCUAGGAUACACGAAUGCUAUCUGGGAUCCGCUUAUUUAUACUUUCAUCAACAAGCGUGCAAGGAAGGAAUGCAAGAAAUACUUCGGGUACAUCGCACCUUUCUCAAGAAGAAGCAUGAACGGAUCAGUUGUUAAACAAAACUAGAGGGCGCUCUAUAUCUUCACUGGAUAUAAUAUAUCGACUUCAACAUUAAUAUUAAUUUUUUAGGCUUAGAAGUUGUGAAUCCAAUAAAUAGAGAACGAAUAUAAAGAAGAAGUAAAUUGAUUUAAGAACGUGUUAUGACUGUAAAAAGGCACUCGAUAUUUGUUUUCCUUUACUCGAUUACAGCGCCCCAUCGCCCAAAUAAUGAUUGAAACAGGGGCGUCUCUAUGCCACAACAAAGAGCAAAAUCUGGGAUGAGGAGCUUCAGAGACACUUUACUGCUAUACUGUGUGGCACCUAUGCCUACAUGACUUGAUAAGGCAAGAGUGGUGCCAUUUCCGUGUAGGGACCCUAUAUUUUGUAUUUGUCAUUUGUUAUUUGACUGGCAAUAAUAAAUACAUAUAAUUAUCGUA